AGUCCUCUAUUUUGUCAGUAAAGCUUUCACAAUCUUUGGAAUAAGCAGUGCCUGAGAGGGUCAUCUCAGGGCAGGAGCGUAACUCUUUAUACCUUGUGCAGCUGUGGCACCUCUGGACACCGCUAGGGGGGACAUGCCAAAUCAGAGGGCACAUCCUAAGCACACCAUGUUAUUUUUUUAAAUUGUGACAGAGACAUUGGGGAUCUGUCAGGGGUGUUCAUGAUUGAUGGGGGGGAUAUCUUGUUUUUCGGGCUCAGGGCCAACUUUCUGAAAACUCAACACAUGUUGAAAGCCUCUCCCGCAGAUGUUUUGAGCUCUUUAAAUGCACAAUCAUAAAUGGAAUUAAUCCUUUAUUUUGUACUGUAGCUUUCAAAAAGUGACUCCUUGAACAUGUAAAUAUCCCCAAAACAAAUAUAAUACAACUUUUUUUUUGAAAGGAGAUGGACAGCCUGCUGCUGUGUUUUUUUCUGAAAUGUCUCCCCUGAUUGAUCCAACAACAUGUAGUGAUUAAUGUAUAUCUAUGGUAUGAACUCUCAAUUACUUUAUUCACGCUGAAAGCACGAACUUGAGUUUGCUGGGCCCAGAAGUGAAGAAGAUGUUCACAGUGAGGGUUCGGAGUGGAUUUCUGCUGCGAUGUGAGCAAACGGCCGCCAGGUGUCAGCAUUCUCCUUCGAUCUGACCAAAGAGCACAGUGACCGCAAAAGGGUCGACUGAAUUAUCUUGCAGCUGCCUUUUUGUUGUUUAAGUGUAUUGAGGUGUUUUUGCGACAAGUUGUAUACAUCGUCACAAGUUCAGUCUGAAAUGUCAACCAAAUUAUGGACGAUGGGGAAUAAUAUGACCACAAACGUGAAGUAGAUCGAAGUGACCCCAUGCAGGUUGAGCGUAUUUUGCUUGACAAACAAUAAAAUCACUGCCUGGAUUCGCCAGGGUGUGAAGGUAUUUCACCGGGCCUUAUGCACCAUGGGAUGAAUCUAAACAAACCUCUGGGGUAAGUAGGCCUGAAUGUAAAAUGGAGGACAAGUCAAACUGUUAAAGAAGCAUAUUGCAGAAGAUGGUGUUCCGCUGUGCAGACAUUUAUAGGUUUUGGUCAAAUGAUCAUCACGAACAGCCCGUUGGGGGGAGGGACAGCCUCGCAGCAGCUCUUAUGCAAAUCGCCCUCCUCAGCGUGUUUCUAUUGGAGAGCAGCGCGGAGGUGUAGCCUAAAAGGCGUGACAUCAUGCCAAUGCAGCUUUAUGAAGAAAGUGCGCUUCUCCCGAGCAGGCAUAGAGGUGCGUCCAGUCCGCUGGCGUCAUCGGUGGACUUCUGGCGUGUGGCGACUGAAGCCGAGAAAAAGGCUGCGCGGUGCAGAAAUCUCCGGUUCGUAGAGUUCUGAUAAGGUGGGAGGCUUUUAGGCACGAGUUUUUUCACCCUUCUGAACUGAAAUCAAAGUUUGGGAUUAACUGCUCCGUUUUUUUUUUUUAAGUAAGCGCGAUUUUGCUGACUGUAUGAAAUAGCUUUGGACAUUCGGAGCUCUCCGAAGAGACCAGCUUGCCAGUUAAUAUGAGCGAUUCGCAUUUGGGGCUGCAGAAAAACCCCAUGGAUUUCGUCAGCGACUUUGAAUUGAUGAAGUUCGGCGUUAAGAAAGAGGACAUGCAAAGGAUCGACCGCUCCUUCGUCGGGACAUGCAGCCAGCUCCAGAGACCGGACUCCGUUUCGUCCACUCCCGGCAGCACACCUUGUAACUCGGUGCCCUCCUCGCCGAACCUCAAUCCGAACGAGCAGAGAAAUAACCCCGGGGGCGACCAGUUCUGGAUACCCAACAACGGGGGUUACCCGCAGCAAAUGUACCCUCAAGCUUUCGGUCUGACACCCGAGGACGCAAUGGAGGCCCUGAUCGGCGCCACGGCGCAGCAGGGACACCCAUCUGUGCCCCACGGCCACCAGCCGCCACAUUUCCAGGCCGAGUACGAAGGGUACGGCCAACUGAACGAGCCCGUCCAGCACUACGGGGGGCUCCCGGGUCACCCCGACAUGCAGGGCAUCCACAGUAGCCACUGCCAAGACCCUUACAAAGACGACAUGGGCUGCGCGUCCCCCGAGUCCCCGGAGGACAAGCAGGUCCUCGGGGCGCACCACCAGCACAGCCGCCACGACCGGCUGUCCAACGCCGACAGCCACUUCUCCGACGACCAGCUGGUGUCGAUGUCCGUCAGGGAGCUCAACCGGCUCCUCAGAGGCCUCGGAAAGGACGAAGUGAUGCGUCUGAAGCAGAAGCGACGAACCCUGAAAAACCGGGGUUACGCACAGUCCUGCCGGUACAAGCGCGUCCAGCAGAAGCACGUCCUGGAGCACGAGAAGACCAGCUUGGUGUCUCAGGUCGAGACGCUGAAACACGAACUGAACAGACUGAUGAGGGAGAGGGACGCAUACAAACUUAAAUGCGAGAAACUGUCCGGUGCAAACUGUUACCACGAAACUGGCUCCACCAGUGACAACCCCUCCUCACCCGAGUAUUUGAUGUGACUUUGUUAAAUUGUCCUGCUGAACCGAUGCGUUUCCAUGUGGAGGCAUUACGUUGACAGCUCGCCUGGCUAUUUAGCAAACAAGCCCGUGGAUACACGAAGUUGUAAUUAGUGUUGGACAAAAAGGAUAUUGCUCAAAUCAUUGUAAUAGAUUCAACUAGGCAAGUUAGGAUACAAAAUUACAAUACAGCAUGCAUGCAGGACAUGCAUGAAAUGUUUUUUUUUCUACAGGGCGGAUCUGUAUUUUGUCUGAAAGGACAUACUUGAAAUCAGAGAAUAUUUUCUUUUUAUUAAUACACAACUUUAAUCAUUCUGCAUUAGUUACUUCUCAAUCUUCAUUUUAGUGAUUUGCUUAGUUCAUGUAGCUCAAAUUAUAAUGUGUGUCCAUGCUUCCUUAAAAUAGAAACCAUACAACGAAAAAUUAUGUUUAAAUGGCAUUUAUAUUAUUUUUUAUGAAGCCGAUUCUGCUGGACAGAUGUUUUCCUUAUUUGCUUUUCUCUUUAAGAUAAUAUAUGAUUAUGCAAAUUGUUUUUCAUCCACUGUUUUUAAUUUGCUAUGGAUCAAUAAAACUAUUGUGACUUUUUAAAAUUGUGUCUC
Pungitius pungitius (ninespine stickleback) is the source of this 3098-nucleotide messenger RNA. RefSeq names its product v-maf avian musculoaponeurotic fibrosarcoma oncogene homolog Bb (gene mafbb). Lineage: Eukaryota; Metazoa; Chordata; Actinopteri; Perciformes; Gasterosteidae. Gene Ontology annotation, cellular component: nucleus. The coding region runs from base 1540 to 2502 and encodes 320 amino acids. Gene Ontology annotation, biological process: regulation of transcription by RNA polymerase II. The record is from RefSeq and is a predicted model, not a curated record. The transcript has a single exon. Gene Ontology annotation, molecular function: DNA-binding transcription factor activity, RNA polymerase II-specific; RNA polymerase II cis-regulatory region sequence-specific DNA binding.